CCAAAUUGCGCGAUCGUAACUAACGACCUAUCGGUGCCUGAAGCAUCAUGUUCUCUUCAUCCAUAGCUCUGGUUCUUGCGCCCACAAUUAGCAUCCUCAUCGAUCUAGAUUCGCUGCAUCUAGGCAAAAAUUCUGCUUCACUUGCUUUCGUAGUGUUUCAAUAUGCAGUUGCAAGGUGUAAACAGACCUCCACAAGACCACUCUUGCUGCUUGGCCAAAAUGCCAAGAUAUUAUGCUAUAUUGAUCAUCAUAUUGCAUUUCGACGAACCGCCGCUUUGGAAUCAAAUGUUGUUUCAAUCAGAUAAGUUAACGCUUAUAAAUGAUGCCUAUAUAAUUUGUAUUAGCAUCGUUUACAUGACAGCAGCUACGAGUCUAUAAUGAAGCA
Molecule: messenger RNA, 385 nt
Organism: Xylaria bambusicola
Lineage: Eukaryota; Fungi; Ascomycota; Sordariomycetes; Xylariales; Xylariaceae
Exons: 1
Coding region: 48-305 (85 amino acids)
Source: RefSeq, a predicted model, not a curated record